CUAAGCAUUGGUAUUCUUAACAAGGACGCGUGUACGUUGUAGGUUUUACCGGAGUUGUGGACACUGAGUCAAUUAGAUUUCGUCUUGUUAAAUGUGGUACAUGUAGUUGGAAGUAUUAAAGACGUAUGAAGUGCUGGUUGUUGUAUUCGUGGAUGGAAUUAGACAUGUAGGGGAUUGGCAUGGAUUGUUGAAGACGACAGGAAUGGCCUAGUUUGGUCAGCUUCUCAAACCUGCGGAUUGCCUUGGAUCUUAAUUCAUUGAAAUAUCGGACAAUUUGAUGGAUUAAAAUUUGAUGACUGUAUCUCGGCAGACGUGAGGUGCAUUUUCCAAAAUGGCGGUACCAAAACAGAAUAUUCUCGGGUCGCUCGAUGGCAAGGUACGAACCGCCGUGCGAUUCAAACUUGUCCCCUCGUUCGAAGACAUUCUGGAGAAAACCGGAAAUUUUGGAAUUUGGCAAAUGCUUCUUUAUCUCAUCUAUUUAAUCAUCGAUUGUUCGAUUGGCUUGACAUUUUUGGCAGCCAUCACGGCAACGGAAGUACCUGGGUGGAAAUGGUCGUGCAGCGCCCAAGGCGAUGAUAUAACGAACUACAAUUUUACAGCGAACGGCAAUACGAGUUGGUGUCCUCCUGAAGGAAUCCAUUGCGAAAAUAUCACAUUUGAAAACAGUCUCUCUUCGAUAGUGACCGAGUGGAAUCUCAUUUGCGACAAGCAGCACAUCACCCGGGACAUAAGCACAUUAUAUUUCGCUGGACUACUGCUUGGAGCAUUAACAGGAGGGUGUUCAUCGGACUUCUUAGGCAGGCGGAAGGUGACUCUCAUUAGUUGGCCCCUGAUGAUGCUCUUCCAGACAUUUACUGGCGUGUCUGUGUCAUGGUUUAUGUACCUGGUGCUGAGAAUCGCCACGGGAUUCGCGACUGGUUGUUGCCUCGUGCCCGCAGGUGUCCUCGCAAUCGAAAACAUGGGGACAAAAAGCCGUGUUGUCAUUACUCAUAGACUUGGAUUUUCGUUGGCAUUCUUCAUGACUGCCGUGGUGUCGUUUCUUCUUGAGGACUGGAGACAUAGGGCGUAUGCCACGGGACUGCUCUUGGUACCUGCAGUUCCUCUGCUAUUUUUAUUUCUACCGGAGAGUCCAAGAUGGCUCUUGCAGAAAAACAGAAUCGACGAGGCAGAAAUUGUGGUUAAGAAGAUAGCGAAAUUCAACCGGAGGCCGUGUCCAAACGUGACAACACUAACACAUCUGUCUGAAUCAAACAUGAAGGAACGUAGAAAGCAUGGUGCCUACACAGUCUUGGAUCUAUUCGCUACUAGAGAAUUUGGCUCGAGAACACUUGUCAUUUGUUACACGUGGUUUGCUUCUUAUGUAACAACAUUCGGCACGGUUGAAGUAAUCAUUGACUUUAACGUCGCCCUUGCCUUGAAAAUCAUAGCCGUCGGUGCCGCAUCACUUAUAGCAAAAUCUACAACUAUAUAUUUAGUAAACAGACUUGGUCGAAAGAGGUCGUUCUUGGCAAAUGUGACACUCUCUACGCUAUCAAACAUAGCUAUCACUGCAUUAAAUAUCGUUGGUGUGGGUGAAGGUCCAAAUGGUGACGCAAUACUGGCGUCACGAACGUCCGCUAUAAUAAGGACACUUUUUGAAUUAGACAAGGCCUACAAUUUGAUGAACAUGUACGGGUACAUGUACACUCAUACGAUAGCUUUUUGGUUUUUCAGACUUGGUCGAAAGAGGUCGUUCUUGGCAAAUGUGACACUCUCUACGCUAUCAAACAUAGCUAUCACUGCAUUAAAUAUCGUUGGUGUGGGUGAAGGUCCAAAUGGUGACGCAAUACUGGCGGCAGUGGCGCUGGCUGGCCUAACAGCGCUAUGCAGUUGUCAUAUGGUGCAAAUCUGUUUUUCUGCAGAGAUCUACCCAACGCUACUAAGGUAA
Molecule: messenger RNA, 1927 nt
Organism: Lineus longissimus
Lineage: Eukaryota; Metazoa; Nemertea; Pilidiophora; Heteronemertea; Lineidae
Product: organic cation transporter protein-like
Exons: 6
Coding region: 332-1927 (531 amino acids)
Biological process (GO): transmembrane transport
Cellular component (GO): membrane
Molecular function (GO): transmembrane transporter activity
Source: RefSeq, a predicted model, not a curated record